Dichotomopilus funicola is the source of this 1143-nucleotide messenger RNA. RefSeq lists its product as uncharacterized. The transcript has a single exon. The record is from RefSeq and is a predicted model, not a curated record. Bases 1 to 1143 code for a protein of 380 amino acids. NCBI's taxonomy places the organism in Eukaryota, Fungi, Ascomycota, Sordariomycetes, Sordariales, Chaetomiaceae.
AUGAGCUUCUCCGGGGAACCUGGCCAGUCCCUCGUCUUCGACCUCACGGAUGAUGACCAGGGUGGCUUCUACCGCGUGACCAUGGCCAACCAAUCCGGCGAGCUCAACCGCCGGGCCAUGAUCAACCGCGGCGACCAGUUCCUCGUCGUCGCCGAGCUGGUCGAUGCCGUCCACGGGAAAGCACCGACUACCGUCACCAAUCCCGAUGGGACCGUCAAGACCGUCGACGAGGACGCCACCCUGCUCAUCGCCAACUUCUACUUCCUGCCCUCGCGCGACAAGCGCUUUGUCGGCGCCAUCAUCACCUGGACCUUCACCAGCGACGACCCGGCCGUCGAGAUCGCCGUCGACGAGAUCGCCCCACGUGGCACCUGGUCCUUCGCUCCCGUCCAGCAGGCCCGCGAGGUAACCGCCACGGGCAAAGCCAGCGCUGGCCCUAAAGGGGGGCCGGCUUCGGUCAACCUAAGCGGCGAGUAUGGGCUGAAGAAGACGACUGAGCUGGAUUUUCACACCAAAGUGAGUGGCGCGCCGCGGAUGAUGAACCGCGCGCACGGAGGGUAUGACGGUGUGCGAUGGACGCUCGUGGAGAACGAUGCCUCGCGCAGCGGGAUCUGUCGCAUGCUGCAGGUCGGCGUGUUGCUUAGGCGGACGGUGGUGGCGGGGAAGACGCCGGCACGGCCGGGGUCCCCAGCUCCGGCGCCGACGUUCCGCGGCGAGUUGGACGUCGUUGCAGACAAGAGCGGGUGGUCGAAGGUGGCGUCGCGGGCGAAGCGGGUGUGGAAGAGCGCCGAGCGGGACGAGGCCGUAGUGUUUCAGCCGGGGACAGAUCGGAGAAGCGGGAAUUUUGAUAUUGACAGUAAGAAUCUCAAGGCGGUGGACUUGCAGCACGAUGUCAUGUUUAUGAGUUUGCAUGAGAGCUUUGAGGAGGUGCGCAAGGAGAGAGACGAGAGGGCGGCGAAGAAGCGGGAGGAAAAGGAGAAGGGAAAAAAUGCGGAAAAGGAAAACAUAGAAAAAAAAGAAGCCAAAGGAGGAACGGGAGGUUCCGGCCUGCAAGUGCAGGUGCCGUCGUGGGUGUUCUUCGUCCUCGCGGGAGUCGCUGGCCUGUGGCUCUGGCAGCAGCUAGUCGCGGUCCGGUUUACCUAA